Messenger RNA from Coregonus clupeaformis (lake whitefish), 8514 nucleotides. RefSeq names its product serine-rich coiled-coil domain-containing protein 2. Lineage: Eukaryota; Metazoa; Chordata; Actinopteri; Salmoniformes; Salmonidae. The coding region runs from base 746 to 3577 and encodes 943 amino acids. Gene Ontology annotation, cellular component: microtubule cytoskeleton. The record is from RefSeq and is a predicted model, not a curated record. Gene Ontology annotation, biological process: microtubule bundle formation. Gene Ontology annotation, molecular function: microtubule binding. The transcript has 10 exons.
GAGCGUGUAGUCUUCCUAGGCGGACUUGUUUCCUCCCACAAUGUAUCAAUGCUCGCAGUUUUUGUCUAGGGUCAGAUUUACGAGACUAGUGCCAGUGAGCAUGUGGUUGUGGAUGAUUCAGCGAGAGUCGAGUCCAGUGAGCAGAGCAACAGAGUGAGCACUUGACAGCAGCAAGCUUAGCAACACUAGCUAGCUACUGAACAAGCGAAACAAUAGUUUUUUCGGACAAUGAAUAUUUGACAAUAAAUUAGAAUGAACACAUGACCACUAGGAGAGAGGCAACGACAAAAUCUGGAUGCAUCGGUGGACUAUACAUAGCCAUACGCCGGGCUGAAGAAAAAAAAAUACAUCGGCUUCAGGGAAAGGUGUUAAUGUUACUUGACAACUAGCCAUAAUGUUGUGGAUUUGACUUACUCAGUCAUAGAUAUGGUGCUUUCCUAUCAAGCAGUGUUUGUAAGGCCAUUUAACUGACAAUUUUGAAUUUAGGUAACUAGCUAGCUAGCCAGGCUACUGCUGGCUUGAACUUGCUAGCUAGCUUACUAGCCAACGUUAGCCAGGUUACUGCUACCUUGAACUUGCUAGCUAGCUUACUAGCCAACGUUAGCAAUUGGACCUGCACCUGUUAUUCAAUCAUCCAGUCUGUUCACUUCUCAAUUCAGGAAUUUGCGGUCACGCAUGUUAAUGCAUCAUCAUCUGUUUCAAUAGCUCUGCCAGCCCUGCACACCCAUGAUCCAGAAGGCAGCUGAUGGAAGAUCCGGUUCCCAACGCGCCCACCAUGGUCUCCAGGCUGCCCAAGUUUGGCUCGCGCCCCACGGCUCUGGCUGGCACCGCCCCACUGACCGUUGGGACCCAUCACCACCCUGUCUCCAGCACCACGGGCAAAGGGUUACCCACUGCCACCACCAGGCAGAACGGGACAAUCCGGAUGCCCCCCUCCUCCUCUCUUAAGGGGAAAGGGGGAGAACCUGUGGAGAGGCAGGUGGACUCACGGGAGGAGGACAGAACUGGAGCUGGGCAUCACCCCCGACAACCGCAGCACUUACCAAUGGUGGUACGGGUGAUUAAGAAGCCAUCUACCAUGCCUGCCACAGUUAAGGUACAGGGGUGUUCCUCCACCUUCCCCAGGACUAUACGCUCCAGAACUGGGUCUCGCGGGGCCAUCCUCAAACAGGCCUCGUCUGGACAGAGUCUCGGCAAUGGCAAAGCGGGUCUCAACGGCCAGGUGGGUAGUGGUGGGCGGUCUGGGACUGGUUCACUCAGGCGGGGCCAGAGCCGUUGUUCUCCCCACAGCAACCUGACCAGCAGCCUGUCCCGCUCCCAGUCCAGCGACAGCCUGGAGACGGCCACAGAGGAGAACAUGGUGCGUUCCCAGAGCCUCACCCACGUCAAGAGGAUCCCCUCCCCCACCGUGCCACCCAUCAUCCGCUCCUACUCCUUCAACAGGGCCUCGGAGCUGACCAAGGAGCUGCCCAGGCCUCUAGCCAAGUCCCUGCUGGUCAAGACAUCUCCCCUGACCAGACUGACCCCUGUGUUGAGUAGUGGGGGGAGAGGAAACGGCCUACAUCUUAGUAAGGGUGGACCUAGACUAGUACCAGGCAGGGCUGAGGUUGGAACAACUAGCUGCAUCUUGCCACCUAUCACACUGAGGAAGUCCUUACUACCUAGUUCAGCCUCCUGCACCACCAAGCCUAAGGCCCUCAGCUACAGGCUCACACGACCCUCCCUCAUCAAGCAGCCUCGCCCUGUCCUGGCCGCCACCUCCCAGAAGGUCCAUGGCAACACAGAGGAAAGCGAGGGGAGGAGGAACUCGGUGGAGAUGCCCCCUGUCACUCCAGACCCGACCAGCAUCACUGACAGCCCAGGGAGCACCCCAGAGGGCCUGCUAGAGGAGCCUGUGGCCCUGAGUGUGGUCCAUCCCCUGGGGGAAGGCCUGGAGGACAUGUCACUCUCCUCCACCUCCUCCCUGGAGUGCAACGACACCAGCGAAGAGUACAUGGACGAUUUUGACAACCUGGGAAAUGGAGGAGACGGCAUUCUGCUGCUCCCUGCCCAGAAUAGAGGGCUCGACCAAUCACAGCCUGACUUGGAUGAUGAUGACAAUGCAGACGUCAACCGACGUCAUGGUGGAACAUCCAUGACUGGCCUUCACAGCUUCCUGUCUAACAGUGUGGACUGGGCCAGGAUGGGACUCACUGGGGGUAGAGGAGAUUUAGGGGGGUUGUCUCUGCGUGCUAGCCAGGCCCUGUCCGGGGGUGCAGACUACCCCCUUGGCUCAUCUCUGGACCUGUCCCCCUCAGACUCAGGCUCGGGGGGGACCUACAUGUGGGACGAGGAGGGUCUGGAGCCCCUUGGGACCAUCACACACCCCUGUGGGAGCUACGACUCAGACCUCAACAGCAUGGACAUACUCAACAACCUGGACAACCUAGAGUCUGGGUGUGACCUGGACGACGAUGAUCUCAUGCUGGACGAUGACCUCCCUGAGGAUGGCUCCUUGCACAGCGAUACUGAUGGGAUGUCCCAUCUGGCCCACUGGAGGAGACAGCUCUGUUGGACUGCAGAGGACCACCUCCACAAUGACAACCGUAGUGGCGUUGGGUUCCAGCCGUAUGAUGGGUACCAGGGCACAGGCUUGGCAGGUCUUCACCAGGUGGUGGAGCUGGACGAGCUGACAUUGAAACACAUGGCGGAGGACUGCUACUCUGUCAAGACCCAGCUAGAACACCUAAAGCUCCUGCUGCAGGUGGAGGGUGGUAGUGAGAUGGACGACACUCUGACUCUGGAUACAUUGAGUCCAGAAUCCAGAGAGGACCCCAUUCAAGCUCGACAGGUGGAGGAGCUGUUGAAGGAGGUGCAGGAGCUGAGAGACGAGCUGAGGAGGAAAGACAGGACCAUUGCUCAGCUCACCAAGCAUGUGGCUGUUCCUGUCGAGGCCACGAGAUGCCACUGCCAGGAGCACAGGGACGUGGAAAGAGUGACGGUGACCUACCAUGACAAGGCCACACAGACUCCACCGUGGAGGGGACAUGCUCCUCAAAUACUACAGCCUUCCAGGCCAUGGCCCAACAGCGUGCAGCAACCCCAGCCCCAGGAAAGAUUAACAAGCUCAGCCCACACCGAGGCCCCCAGUGAGCCCUCCUCCUCCAACCCUGGCUGUGGGGACUCGGCCAAAAGGAUCCCUGCCCCUCGCCUCCCGCAGUCCCCCGGCUCUCUGAAAAUAGCCUCCAUCCCUAAGAGGCCACAGGAAGGCCCCACCACCACAACCACCACCCAGACGUCCAUGGCAGGUUUCCCCAGGAUGGUGAGAGGAAUCCAGUGUAGGAGCGGUCUCAGGCCGGGCUUCACAGCUCCACAGUCCAGGCUGAGGCAGCUCCCACCUCCCUUCAGAGGCCUGCCCUGCUACAGCACCGCGCCCCAGGCCUCUGCCUCCUUCCUGGGCCCUGCCCUGCCUGCCUUUCCCCAGACCAAAGCACCCAGACGGACUCCAGGCCUCAGAGAACCAGAGAUUGGCGGGCUCAAGGCCAGAGGUCUAGUCCCUCCCAGCCUCUUACGACUCCCCAAGCCAAAGAGCCACUGACUGCUAUCUCUCAAACAUUGCCCUGUAGCAAGACCACUCAGCACCACCCUCUACCACUCAAACCCAAAAGAUCUGACUUCUUCUAAAGGCUUCCUGGCCUCCCCUCAGCAAGGUUACCGUGUCUACCCUGUAAGAAAGGAAGACUUGUAGGUUAUAUCCAUUAAUAUAUGACCACACAGACUAUUUUAUCUAGCUUGCAGCGCUUCCAAUAAGACUCACUCAAGGCCGAAAUAAAGUUUGCCCAUGUUUCCGUGUACAUUUGGUAUAUGUCUUAGACGAAGGCAUCAAGCAUAAAACUAAAAUAGUUUUUUCCCCUCAAAACAUGCUUCGGCACAAUCUGUCAAAUCAAAUCAAAUCGUGUCACAUGCGUCGAAUACAACAGGUAUACGAAUACAACCUUACCGUGAAAUGCUUACUUACAAGCCCUGUGCGGAGUGCAGACUAGAUCAGUGAAAUAGAGAGAUUGUUUGUGUGAGAUGAUGUUUCAAAGUGGGAACUUGCAGGAUGCUUGACAUUUUAUAGUCCCUCCAGAACUUUUACUCUCUGGCCAAAACAUAUCCCAAAUUAUGGUUCUGCUAUGCGUAGGUACACCAUCACUGCUUACAUUGUGCAUAUAUAUUGUGUGAUGACUGUGCAAGGACAACUGCAUCUGGUCUUAAUAUAGCAUUUAGAGGGUCCUAAUACUUACUCCAUUGACUUACAGAACCACUACAUAAUACCUGUAUGUGGUUGUUGGGCUUAGGAUAACUAUUUACCUGAUAUGAUCUCUGAACAGUGUCGUAGAAGGAUGAAGACAAUAUUAUAACAUAGAAAAACAGUGAAACUGUUACAGGAACAGAGAAUCCCUUUUGACUUUUAGAAAUGCAGGUAUUUUGGUUAUAUAGACUAGAGAAUAUAGUUACAUCAAAUAUUGUCCCUAUGGUUAGACUGGGGGGAUUCUAACAGCUGUGUGAUGUUCUAAAGUUUCCCUUGCCACUUUUCAGUAUUACUUCUCUCUGGUUUCAAAACACCUUUAUUCUUUCUGCCUUGUUUUUUUUGGUGCAUUCUCAAAAGUAGCUGUAGCUACCACUGUCCCUUUCUGUCUACCGACAGUCAGUCUGUCUGUCUGUCUGUCUUUCUGUUGCAGUUGGUUUGAGACACAGGGAAAACAAAGAGAUCCAUCCAGAGGAGCCAUCUUGUGCAGUUGGUGCUCUCACAGAGCUGUCUUUGUUCCCCCGUGAUUCCAUUAUGAGAAGGUCUAGUUUGGUCUGUAGGAAGAUGCCUCCCACACGCUACCGUAAUGAGGCUGCAGAAAAGAAGAGCUCAGCUUCUCAGCCCAACUCCACAGUAGAUGUGCUUCAGGACAGAGCCCUUAAUAGAAGGGGACAGAAAGAAAGAAAGAAAGAAAGAAAGAAAGAAAGAAAGAAAGAAUAUCCUAGCAUGAAACAAAAUUGCUGGUAUAGUGUGCAGGCUUGUGGUGACCAUGUGGUUCCGUAAUGGUGUCAAGUCGGUUCCAGUUGGCAUGGUUACGCGGCCGAGUGGCACGGUAGAGUGGUGUGUUGAUGUCAAGUGGUUGAUGCACAUGCUCAGUGUGUCCCUGUCGACAGCAGUAUAACAUCCACCCUCCAUGUCUUCUACCUGAACCCCUAUGUUAUUGUUCACACCUUCUUCUCUCACUCCUUCCCCAAAGGGUCCCAUUGAGUGUGUAACGGUGGACCAGAGUGGCAAGGAGGGUAGAGAGGGACACGACUCUCAUUCCUCUUCUUCCAAGCCAUAAUGUCUAACUACUUCCUGGUCCGUCGCUAUGUUUAGAGCUUUAAGUAGGAGCCUAAUGGCCACCAUUUAUACCCUUGACGAUCAGGUCCUUAUUUCCCUUAUGAUGUCAUAACUGACCUUUUGAUCCCAAGUCUUCUGAUUGGUUGGCGUACAUUGUAGAAUGCUCUGAGGGGAACAGCAUCACCCAGUCAACAGUCUCAAAGAUAAGAUUGAGAAUGCCUAUUUCUGGAACUUCCUUUGGCCAUUCUUCUUCCCCCACUAAAGCUUUUCUAUGCAACACAGUUGUGCCCUACUCAUGGAAGAUAAGUCUCAUUGGUACAGAGUCAUGGACAAUGUGCUGCUGGCCUCCAUGGACCCCUCUCAUUAUGAUCAUAUGUUAAGCCAGGUGUAAGGUGUACUUGAUAUCCCAAGCGCUUGUCUUGCUGCCACAAACGUCCUGAAGUAUUUGUCUUCCCAUUUCUAAAUUAUUGAAAGCCAUGCCCCAUAAAGGUAAUGUACCCUUGUGUUAUAUUUGUCAAGUGUUCCGAAGUACAUUCUGCAGCAGUCCUAGCCUGGUUCCAGAUCUGUUUGGGCUUUUUCUGACUCCAUUGCUGUCGUUGUCAAGCCAAACAUGUUUGGCAUGAUGAGUGUGAAGGAGUUGGCAUGCUGCACAAACAGACUGGCAACAGCAACCCCACAAAGUAUGUAUAUGACCACUUCAACAGUCUCAGGACAUUGAGCAAUGUCACUGCAAAUCAACUGUCCUAUUUGGAAUGCAAGGCUGCUUCCCAUCCCAUCCCAUCCAGAUAAGAACAAAAUACUUGUUAUACAUUUAAUCUCGUCAAAUGAACAAACAAACUAUUUGAGUACCUGUAGGGAUGAGGAAGAGAUGAAUUUAAUAAAUUCAGGUUUGACAGUGAGAGUCCUUGAUUUAAAGGAUUUAGAAUGUUCAGGAGAGGGAAUAUUGUUAGAUUAACGAGAUCUUAACAGAAGCUCAAAGUAUUUACCUCUGAGAAGUUCACACCCAAAACCCCAAAAUAGUGACCUAAAGUUAUUGAAAAGGGUUGGGAUUUAUUAAUAAUGCAUUAUUAUCUUCCGGUUGUCUAGCUUUGACUUACCAUAAUAUGGUAUGUAGAUUGAACAAAUAACUUGCCCUCGAAUUGACAGGAUAGCAUAUGGACAUGUAGCAACAUGUCUGCUUUUGUGACUUCCAUUCCCGUGGUCCUGAACAUUUGGUGUGAUCUCCAUCUCUUUGAUUGGACCAGUUAGAUAGAAGUUGGGUAUGUAGAUGGGUGAGCGUGCCUCCUGGAGUUUGUCCCACUUCAGUCUUCACAGAGGAAUGGAAGAGUAGAGUAGGCCCAACUGUGUUGCUGAAAGGAGAGCGUGAGUCUGCCUUGUGUUCAUAGGUGUAUCCUACCCCUUUCUGUAUCACUCUACAGGGUUCAACACGGAUGCGUUAUGCCCGCCCAGGCUAGCAGAUGUUAGCAUGCCAGUCACACUAAGGAUUUACUGUCACAGACUCACUCUCAACACAUUCUGACUGGGAAGGGCAAACCUGUUUUCUCUUUCUCGCUACAGAAACAUCCUCUGUAACACAGGACAGGUUAGUGGAGCUACUGUAUUCGAAAAGCAUGCCAAGCUUUGCUUCCAGUGUUGUCAGCUCGGAUGCUUUGAUGCACGAUGCUCUCUGGUGUGCCUCCUCUUCUUGUAAGCAGUCUUAAGGAGAUUUGUCUCUGUUGAUCGUCUCUUUUCUGACUUCCCAAAUCUUUUUUAUUUAUGCAUUUUUACUUUAUUUAUGUAAAAAAAAAAAAAAAAAAAAAACGCUGAAACAGUAGUAUAAUUGAUGAAAUGAGAUUGUAAACAGCGGGAUGUGUUUUCUGCUCAUUACCAUCUGUUCAGUUAAUGUUCUUCUUUAUUUCAUCAGGGUGGUCUUAAACACACUGGUUGAUUCCCAAAUUAUAGUGCACUAGUUUUGACCAGAGCCUUAUGAGCUCUAUAUAGGGAAUAGGGUGCCAUUUGGGACGCAGGAACUGUCACACCAGGCAGGCAGUGGCCGUGUCCGAAAUCUGUUUUGCCUACUACUUACUAAAAUGACACUGUGUACUAAUCAUUCUACAUACUAUUUAGAACGUACUGUGUAGUAAAAAUGUAGUAAGCAACCAAUAUCAACAUACUAAGCUCACCCAUCCUGAGAAUGCGUCACGAAAUGCGCAGCUGGGUUUGUUAGCCUGUCCCCUUUUUCUGAUUAUCUGCUGUUGUCAAAAACAUGUGCCUCUCAAAAGACAAUUCUCGUCCUCAAUAGCAUGCAGCUAUUCAUACUAGAUUAAAAGCCAAAAUGAGCAUGACAUCCUGGCAUUGAAAGCAAACAACAUUUUUGAAAUGUCACAUACUAUAAAACGUUCUAUUUUCGCAUACCCAAUCAGCCUACUAUUUAGAACGCGAGAACAAAUAUUCGGACACGGCCAAUAUGUCUCAUCGCUACUUUUAGGGCCUCUACUGUAGAAGGACUGCUGGUGUCUGUCUGGUGGUUCAUGGCGAGCUUUAGGAUAGUAGAAAAAACGUUUGUCACUCAGAGAGAAUUAACCAGUUAUCUUAUCGGUGGGAAUGGUUCAGUUUGGAGUCCAUGAUCUUCCGCUUUGUUGUCGUCUAAUAUCACUGCUGUAAACUUACAACUCCAUAACAUGAGUAUAUUCAAUAUACAGUACUGUAUGACUUACUGUACUGUCCUAUUCACGUCCUUCACUUUACUAGCUGUCACAUUGACUGUACAUUAUACUGUAGAACGUAUUUUCCUCACCUAUGACAUGAAACUAAAAUGGAGAGUCUGCUCUGAGGAUCGGUUUCCUCGUGUGUGUUAGAUCUUCCUGCCAAUUCUGUUUUAAUUCCAUGUUUGCUACACUGCUAUUUAAUUUAUGCAAUAUGAUAAUGAUUGAAAACAUUGUACACGAUGCUAAUUAUUUAUAUGUAUAUGUUAUACAAUAUCUAUAGCUGUGUGUAAUUGUCACUGAAUUCUUGAGCUUGUCAAAAAAAAAGAAAAAUCUCAAUCUGAAAUGCACUUUAAAUGAUUGUGUUGAGAGACUUUCAACAUGAAGGAAUGAACUUGAAAAGUGUUGAACUACUUUGUUUGGAUCCGGCUCCUUUUUGCUGUGAUCUCGAAGGCUACGGAGUGGCUGAGCGCUCAAAUAAAGACUGCACCAAAUCUA